Messenger RNA from Pyricularia oryzae 70-15, 381 nucleotides. RefSeq lists its product as uncharacterized. The record is from RefSeq and is a predicted model, not a curated record. Lineage: Eukaryota; Fungi; Ascomycota; Sordariomycetes; Magnaporthales; Pyriculariaceae. The coding region runs from base 1 to 381 and encodes 126 amino acids. The transcript has a single exon.
AUGACUUCGCAGCAAUCAAGCAAAGGCGGUGAUCUGCACCUAGAAGCCAAUACCGAGGGCGCAAAGAGCAAGGGCGAGGCCAAGACGGACAUUACGGACGGCUACGACAUGCUCGAAGACGAGUUUGUGCAGGACAUGCUGCAGGGUCACGACCAUACCAUCACGGACGACUAUAUGGACUCGCCGUCGUCGUCGUCGCCGCCCGAGGUGGUGGAUGCAAAAGAGAAGAGCAACAAGAAGAGGAAGGGCUUCUGGAAGUCCAAGAAGGACAAGGACGACAAGGUGGAGGAUGGAUACAUGGAUAUUGCCAAGGAUUUCGUCUUUAGACUGCUCGACAUCAGUGGCAUCUCAGGCAAGCUGACUGGACCUACGGCGAGGUGA